GCGCGGCCAGUGCGGACUUCGACACUGGCCCUGCAGCCCGCUGCAGCGUCUCUGGCUCGCGGCGUGGCAGUGCGCGGUCAGCGGGAAUGAGCGAUGGGGCAGGCGAGAUGCAUGUGCCCUGGGAAGCGGCAGGCCGCAAAGCAGCAGCUGCAACCUCAAGGCGUUUAUCGUCCAAAACGGGCAACUGCUCAAGCGGACUCAUGAGCGGACUUGGUGCCGAGCGACAACACGCCCACUUCUUGUCCUCCUCCUGCCUCCUGCCUCCUCCGUCCCUCCGCCCGCGCGUCCGCACCAUGGACGUCAACCUUCACCACCACGACCCCUCCGUCGUCCAGAACAAGCGCACCUCCAUCCACGAGCUGCUCAACCCCGUCGGCCCCUCCCUCGACCAGCAGUAUGCACAGCAGCAGCAGCUUCCCAGCCUAUCGCAUUUCAUGCCCCAGCCGCACCCUCAGCACGUACAGGCCAUGCCCCCGCCUCAGUAUGCUCCCCCCAUGAACUCCCAGCCCUCGUUUAGCCUGCGCACUGCGAGCUGGGACCAGCAGGCCACAAAGGACGACCUCGUUCGUCGCCCCGAGGAUCCCAACGCGUGCCGAUUUGGGCCCCCCUCCGUGCUAUCCCAUCAUCCGUACUAUCAGGACUCCUAUCCCCCCGCUUCUCGCCUAGCCGAAGAAACGCACUCCUAUGCGAUAGAUGUCUCCCCGUGGUCUACUGCGUCCGAGCAGGCGAACACAUCCUAUCCCAUGUAUUCCAAUGACCGCACAGCAAUGUCGAGCGCGUCCGUGCCGCGAAGCCCGAUGCCUCCUCCGCACCCAGCAUCGGUGCCCUCUCACUCGCCCACGUCGGAUUAUGCGCCGCAGCCCCGGCACUACGAGGAAGACCCACAGUAUGCGCCUCCAAAUGAUUGGCAGAGCAGCGAUCGCGCUUCCGUUCGACUCGCGCAAGUUCGCACGGCGCCGCCGCAACAACUCCCUCCAAUGAUUGUACCAAUGCACUCCCAACCCUAUCAGGCUCCGACACACGUUGGCUAUGCCCCUAUGUCUUUCGCCAUCCCGGUUUCUCCAUAUCCCCCGCCUGUACCCGCGACCCCCAAGAGGCAAUAUGAGCACAGCGAUGAUGAGUCGUCGUCAAAAUCAAAGAAGUCGCGAUCAACCGUGAAAGCGGCGAAGCCCGCAGAGGGUGCUGCCCAAUCAAGACGCGGCUACAGCGCCAAGAAACGCAACGAAGCCGCACAGAUAGCUGCUCAAAACGCUCAACUGUUGCCUACCGUGUCGUAUGCACACGUGCCCGAGAAAGGGAAGGAGAGGACCGCAAAUAAUAACACUCAAGGUCCCAUGAGGAUAGUGGGCCGUGAAGAAAGCACACAGUUUGAGAAUUCUGGUCCACUCCAUCCGGAACUUCAGUUCGCACGAUGCAUGUCCAACCGCUACCGAUCGGAAGAAUUCCCUCGCUGUGUAUCCUGCACUCGUCGAUGGGCCGGCGAUACCUGUCGCUUUCAGGGGAUACGCUUCUUCCUCAAGAAUGACAAGAAACAGAUUGUAGGAAUCAGCUUUGUCGAGAGCCAGAAACCCGAUGCGCCGACGAUGAACUUCCCUAACAAGUGGAACAUCACCCUAGACAAGCCUCAUACUCAACGGCUAAAGCGGACAGUCGCGCACGCUCUCCUACCCACGCUGAAGAAGGAGCUGGAACAUCUCAGCUUGGACGAGGUUAUCCGUCGUCCGAGGGAAAGUGAGGUCAGGGCAACUUGCGACACGUGUAUGACCUCCAUCUUCUCGAGCAGCUGGAUGUGCCGUCUGUGCGGCCGCGAAGCUUGCGCCGAGUGUUAUGAGCAGGUCAGGGAACUGACUAUCGACCGGGCAGGUGCGCCGGACGCCGAGAUCGCGGCCCUGCAGGCACGCCGCGAGAAACAUGCGCAUAUCAACCCGUUCUUCCUGUCGUGCACGCGACGGAACGAGCACCAGGCGAAAGACUUCUCGGCUAUGUCGCGUUUCUGCAAGUCGGAGCUAGAGGAAGUCAUAAAGGAGAUGGAGGCGAUGCUUCACGAGACCGAGCAAGAGCGCUCCACGCCGGAGCCGGGUCGUGAUUCUUCGCUGUCACCCCCAGGUACAGCGACGACACCACCUUGGUCAGACUCCUCGCCGAGCAGCAGCGUACCUGACACUAGGUAUUCCGCACCCGCCACUUACGCUGAUAGCCCCAGUGGGAGCGUCCCUCCAGAACCAUCGUCCUUCGCAGCGGGUACCAAGGUGCCCUCUCACGUCACGAGGUACUUCGCGGACGGCCAGCUCACGGAUGACACUUUCCGCCGUAUCUGGGCCCGCGGUGAGCCUAUCGUAGUCACAGGUCUGCUCCCGAAGUUCCACGUUCAGUGGUCGCCUGAGUACUUCAUCGCCAAGUACGGUUCGCAGAGCUGCCUCAUUCUCGAGUGCCAGACGGACCAGAACCGUCGCGUGACGGUAGGCGAUUUCUUCUCCUGGUUCGGCAAGUAUGAAGGGCGUCGAGACUGCUGGAAGCUGAAGGACUGGCCGCCUUCGACGGAUUUCCGCACUGCCUUCCCUGAACUUUACGACGAUUUCGCCAACGCGACGCCGGUGCCGAACUAUGUGCGACGAGAUGGUGUUCUGAACCUUGCGUCGCACUUUCCGGGCAACACGGUGGCUCCUGAUCUGGGGCCGAAGAUGUAUAACGCGAUGGCAUCCUUCGAAGCUCAUGGUAGCAAGGGUUCAACGCGGCUGCAUAUGGAUAUGGCAGAUGCCGUGAACGUCAUGCUCUAUGCCGCACGAACGCCAGAUGGCCGCCCAGGAUGCGCGGCGUGGGACCUCUUCAAGGCGGAGGAUGCAAUCAAGUUGAGGAAGUACAUGCGCAAGAAGUUCAAGGGCCACUUCCAGCACGACCCGAUUCAUUCCCAGCAGUUCUAUCUGGACUCGGAGCAUCGGGAAGAGCUCUUCAAGGAGUAUGGCGUCAAGUCCCACCGUGUCUACCAGCAGCCUGGUGAGGCCGUGUUCAUUCCGGCCGGCUGCGCUCAUCAGGUUUGUAACCUUGCGGAUUGCAUCAAGGUGGCGAGCGAUUUCGUCAGCCCCGAGAAUAUCGAGCGCUGCGAGACGCUCACGCGCGAGUUCCGGGAGCAGAAUCAAUCCAUGGCGUGGAAGGAAGACGUGUUGCAACUCCGCACGAUGAUGUGGUUCGCCUGGCUUUCGUGCACGCGUCAAGAGAGGGAUGCGGAUGCCUGAACUCGGCUGGACUGGCUGUCAGUGUCUUUGGUUAUCGCUGUCAUGUUGCUUUGCUCUCGAAGCCGACUGUCUCAUACAUUACGUACAGUACUGCUCGCAAUGCCCUCCACCUACUGGUACCUG
This is a messenger RNA of Rhodofomes roseus, 3356 nucleotides long. RefSeq names its product Clavaminate synthase-like protein. The record is from RefSeq and is a predicted model, not a curated record. NCBI's taxonomy places the organism in Eukaryota, Fungi, Basidiomycota, Agaricomycetes, Polyporales, Fomitopsidaceae. Gene Ontology annotation, biological process: regulation of transcription by RNA polymerase II. The transcript has 11 exons. Gene Ontology annotation, cellular component: chromatin; histone deacetylase complex. Gene Ontology annotation, molecular function: transcription coregulator activity; histone H3K9 demethylase activity; chromatin DNA binding. Bases 87 to 3233 code for a protein of 1048 amino acids.